AUGUCUACACAGCAGCAACAGCCGGACCGACCGCGCAAGUCGCUCAUUCUCAAUGCCUUUGUUGAGAUGUGCAGUGGCCACCAAUCGCCAGGUCUCUGGGUACACCCCGAAGACGAAUCCCAUCGCUUUAAUGAUAUCGACCACUGGAUCGAGCUCGCGCAGCUGCUUGAGUCCGCGAAGUUCCACGGCAUCUUUAUUGCUGAUGUUCUCGGCGGUUACGACGUCUACAAAGGGCCUCGCAAUCUCGAACCGGCCAUCACAUCCGGGGCGCAGUGGCCCGUGAAUGAGCCGUUGGCAGUCGUGCCGGCCAUGGCGGCCGCGACAAAGAAUAUCGGAUUUGGGGUAACAGUGACGACGACGUACGAGCAGCCGUAUCAUCUGGCGAGGCGGUUGUCAACGGUGGACCAUUUGACCAAGGGGCGGAUCGGAUGGAAUAUUGUCACCGGCUAUCUUGACUCAGCAGCACGAAACCUCGGUCACGCAGAGCAGCCGCAGCACGAUGACCGCUACGCCAUUGCAGAAGAAUACAUUAAAGUCGCCUACAAGCUGUGGGAAUCAUCCUGGCGGUCCGACGCCGUCAUCCUCGACAAGCAGCGCCGCGUAUACACAGAGCCCUCGCGCGUACGGGAAAUCAACCACGUCGGCAAGUAUUUUAACGUCCCCGGUCCUCAUCUCUGCCAGCCUUCUCCACAACGUACACCCGUGAUCCUGCAAGCGGGAACCUCAAAGGCAGGCAAGACCUUCGCGGCGCAGCACGCGGAAGCGAUCUUCGUCGCAGGACACAGCCCGAGCGUCGUCGCAAAGAAUGUCGCCGAGAUCAGAGAGCUUGCGAAGUCGCAAUACGGACGCGAUCCGUCCUCGAUAAAAUUCCUGGCCCUACUCUGCCCGGUUCUGGGAAAGACAGAGGAGGAAGCGAAGGAGAAGUUUGCAUACUACCGCAGUCUGGGUUCCAUUGAUGGUGCGCUAGCACUAUUCGGCGGGUGGACGGGGAUCAACCUCGACGUUUACGGCGACGACGAGGAACUGCGAUCUGUGCCGAGCAAUGCAAUCCGGUCUGCCGUCGAAGGCUGGUCGAAAGCGACACCCGAAGUUCCAAAAUGGACGAAGAAGACCGUCGGUGAGCACAUCACCGUCGGCGGACUCGGCUCCACGCCUGUCGGGACGCCCGAGCAAGUGGCCGACGAGAUGGAGAGAUGGGUGCGCGAGGCAGACGUUGAUGGAUUUAAUCUGGCCUACGCAAUCAAACCCGGCUCGUUCAAAGACAUCAUCGACCUGCUGAUCCCCGAGCUGCGCCGUCGCGGGCUCUUCCACGAGGACUACGCGGCACCUAGGGCCACGUACCGCGAGAAUCUCUACGGCAAGCCCGGGCAAAGUGGCCCUCCGGCAGAUCAUCCGGCAGCAAAGUAUCGGUGGCAUGCCGGUGUGGAGGGCCAUCAGAUCCCGGAAUAA
This is a messenger RNA of Aspergillus nidulans FGSC A4, 1449 nucleotides long. Its product is annotated as LLM class flavin-dependent oxidoreductase. Gene Ontology annotation, molecular function: oxidoreductase activity, acting on paired donors, with incorporation or reduction of molecular oxygen; monooxygenase activity. The coding region runs from base 1 to 1449 and encodes 482 amino acids. The record is from RefSeq and is a predicted model, not a curated record. NCBI's taxonomy places the organism in Eukaryota, Fungi, Ascomycota, Eurotiomycetes, Eurotiales, Aspergillaceae. The transcript is spliced from 7 exons.